Didymosphaeria variabile is the source of this 1155-nucleotide messenger RNA. RefSeq lists its product as uncharacterized. Gene Ontology annotation, molecular function: phosphatidate phosphatase activity. The record is from RefSeq and is a predicted model, not a curated record. Gene Ontology annotation, biological process: phospholipid metabolic process. The coding region runs from base 1 to 1155 and encodes 384 amino acids. Lineage: Eukaryota; Fungi; Ascomycota; Dothideomycetes; Pleosporales; Didymosphaeriaceae. The transcript is spliced from 2 exons.
AUGAAUCUAAAAUCAUUACACAUGCCAUCGAAACGGCUCAUUUUAUCGUACAUAUUUGACUGGAUAAUAAUAAUUGGCAUUGCAGCCGUAGGCGGAGGCUGGAACUACAUUCAUCCUUUCAAUCGGCCAUUCUCUCCCGUGGACCUGAACAUAUCUUUCCCAUUCGAACACCAUGAGACCAUCCCAACGUGGCUACUUAUGGUUAUUGGGCUAAUUAUUCCCGCCAUCGUGACCUUCCUGGUCUGUCUGAUCUUUGUUCCUGGACCGACUGCAGCGAGAGGCACUCCACAGAGCCUGGUAUGGAGGCGGAAGUUUUGGGAAUGGAACACCGCCUGGAUGGGCCUGGCGCUGUCAUUGGCGACAUCUUUCAUGGUCACGCAGGGCAUGAAGUUGUUGUUCGGGAAGCCGCGGCCAGACCUGCUCUCCAGAUGCCAGCCUGAUCUCACCCGAAUCUCCGAAUUCACCGUCAAUCCAGCCGUCAGUGCUGUCUCGCAAGAUCUGAGCCCCUACUGGGUCCUAGUAACAUCGGCCAUAUGCCAGAAUACCGACCAGGACAUCCUCUCAGACGGCUUCAAGUCGUUCCCCAGCGGCCACGCCAGCUUCUCCUGGGCAGGCCUGCUAUACCUCACUCUCUUCCUCGCUUCCAAAUUCUCCGUCGCCAUACCUUUCCUACCGUCCCGACCAUUCAGCACCAACCCCGACCACGUCUCCGCAACCGCACGAUCGAACCUUAAGAAUCGUUCGAUCCUCCCACUCAACGGGAAAGACUCAAAUCUCUCAAACUACGCAGACGAUCGCGUAGUCCCUGACCGCUACCAGGCCGCCGCACCCCCCGUCUACUCCCUCAUCCUUGUCCUCGUACCCAUCGGUACUGCCAUCUAUGUGUGCAGCACCCGCUUCACAGACUACCGCCAUUUUGGAUUUGAUCUCAUCUUCGGGAGUCUGAUUGGUAUCACGACGGCUUGGUUCAGCUUCCGCUGGUACCACCUUCCCAUCACGCGUGGCGCUGGCUGGUCCUGGGGGCCGAGGAGCUACAAGAGGUCUUGGGGUAUUGGUGUCGGCGUGGGUUCGUAUGUGGGAACCGAGGGCUGGAGUCAUUUACGGGAAGAGCGAAACCACGCCGACGAAUGGGCAAGGACCGCUGGCAGAGGAUAG